Messenger RNA from Euleptes europaea (tarantolino), 795 nucleotides. RefSeq names its product KTI12 chromatin associated homolog (gene KTI12). Bases 1 to 795 code for a protein of 264 amino acids. The record is from RefSeq and is a predicted model, not a curated record. Lineage: Eukaryota; Metazoa; Chordata; Lepidosauria; Squamata; Sphaerodactylidae. The transcript has a single exon.
AUGCCGCUGGUGAUACUGUGCGGACUGCCGGGGAGCGGCAAGAGCAGGCGGGCCGAAGAGCUGCGGGAGGCGCUGAGCGCCCAGGAGGAGGAGGAGGGCGGCGGCGGCGAGGAGCGGCGGGUUUUCCUGGUGGCGGAAGGAGAGGCGGCGGCGGGGGGAGGCGGCGGCCGGGCUGCGUUGCGGGCGGAGGCGGAGCGGCGGCUGAGCCGGCGGGACGUGGUGGUGGUGGACGCGGGCAACGAGCUGAAGAGCUUCCGCUACGAGCUCUACUGCCUGAGCAAGCAGGCGGGGACCCCGCACUGCCUCGUGCUGUGCCCCGGGGGCGCGCCCCGCCCCGACCGGCCUGCCCUGGAGGCCCCGGACCCGCGCCACCGCUGGGACCGGCCCCUCUUCGCGGCCCCCGCCGACCCCGCCCGGCCCCUCCCGCUGCCGGAGAUCCGCGCCGCCCUCUUCGAGCGCCGCCCGCCGCCCGCCAACCGGUCCACGCGCGCCCAGCCCCUGCAGGCCGCCGCCUUCCUCCACCAGCUCGACCGCCUCACCCAGGACGCGGUGGCCGCCCUCAUGGCCGCGCAGAGGGGCGGCGCCCAGCCCGGCCAGCUCGUCCCGCUGGCCGUCGACGGGCUGGGCCAAGGAUCGCCGGGGCUGCUGCUGCGCCGGCCGGUCAGCCUGGCGGAGCUCAGCAGGCUCCGCAGACAGUUCCUCACCUAUGCCAAGAUGCAUCCUGGAGAAGGAGAAGGCCAUCUGCCCCGGCUGGGCAGCAUGUUCUUGCAGUACUUGAACAGCAACCUGCAAUGA